AAUCGAUAACAGACUCCAAUGCUCAAAUUUAUACGGCAAAUUCCACUCCUCGAAGUUAACCGCAACUUCCAAUUCAUAAACGUGAAAACAAAUAUAUUCAAGAUGAAGCCGCCUACCCGAAUAGCGCUGCAAUCGGCGAUACGCCAACACUUACAAUCUACACACCCCACUCCAACAACCCUUCCCUUAAUAAUAAUAACACACCAACGUCAUAUCCACAUCACUCCCAACGCACCCGCCACAGUCUCGCCAAUCCACGGCACCGGACCACCGCCCGAACCCCCCGUCCCCGCCGCCGACAGCGCCAGUUCCCGGCUCGAGCGCCGCCGGAAACAUGCCGAGCUCCUCGAGAAAGCUCGAGAGAUCCGGCAAUCCGAAUCCGCGCCGAGAGCAUCCGCGAAGAAGACUAAGGAAACUGCGCGGCGCAAGAGGUUCUGGAAAGAUGUACAUGUGCACGAAGUCGACGGGGCCUGGGAGGUCCAUCUAGAUAAACGACCGCUGCGCAGACCAAAUACCAAGGACAUCGUUAGACUGCCCCUGAGCAAACCCUUGCUCGCGAACGCCCUGGCUAUAGAGUGGGACAUGCUAGUUUCCGUGCAGCAGACGACGCGGCAACACCUUAUCCCGCUGACGAGCCUCGUGUGUCGCGCGCUGGAUAUCGCGGACGACGAUGCGGCGCAGUCGGGGCGCGAGAGUCUUCGCGAGGGGAUUGCGAAAAUGCUGUUAAGGUACCUCGAUACGGACUCCUUGCUGUGCUGGGCGCCGCCGCCGAGACCUCAUGAUUCGCUGGCUGAGGGCGCGGAUACCCUGCGCGACGUACAGAAGCGCGCGGCGGAGGAGGUCGUCGGAUACUUGACCAGCCGCGUGUGGCCGGGCAUCACGAUCGAGCCGGUGCUCGACGGCGAGAGCAUCAUGCCGCGCAGCCACCCGGAGAUCACGCGGCAGGUCGUGCAGGGGUGGAUGGCGGGGCUCAGCGCGUGGGAGCUCGCGGGGCUGGAGCGCGCUGCGUUGGCCGGAAAGGGGUUGCUAGGUGCGGUGAGAUUACUAGUCGAGUGGAGCGAGGGGCCGGUCGGUGGUGCGAGCUCCGGGGAGAAGAAAUUCGGUGUUGAGGAAGCGGCUAGGCUGGCGAGUAUAGAGGUUGAUUGGCAGACGGGGCGUUGGGGCGAGGUGGAGGAUACGCAUGAUGUGGAGAAGGAGGAUCUUAGGCGGCAGUUGGGGAGUACGGUGUUGCUUGUGACGGGGACGGGGAGGAAGUAGGUAGGUACCUAGUCUGGUUGGAGGUGAAGAGAGGAUUAGAUAUAUAUUAUUAUAAAUGUAUAUUACCGCCCAAUGAUGCUCUUCGUCUUACACCUCGUGAGGGCAUCCGGCAGUUUGUUUAAUUCAAAUCUACCUAGGUUAGGUAGAGAGAGACCUUGAGGUUUUAUGAAAUAUCAGGCUGGUAGUUCAUCUCCUGGAGUCGAAUCACCAAAUAGCUAACCAUUGAUAGGGCAGAUAGAGAGAAUCUCUUGUAUAAG
Daldinia loculata is the source of this 1514-nucleotide messenger RNA. RefSeq names its product ATP12-domain-containing protein. Bases 19 to 1257 code for a protein of 412 amino acids. The record is from RefSeq and is a predicted model, not a curated record. Gene Ontology annotation, biological process: mitochondrial proton-transporting ATP synthase complex assembly. The transcript has a single exon. Gene Ontology annotation, cellular component: mitochondrion. Lineage: Eukaryota; Fungi; Ascomycota; Sordariomycetes; Xylariales; Hypoxylaceae.